This is a messenger RNA of Abrus precatorius (Indian licorice), 1937 nucleotides long. Its product is annotated as translocon at the outer membrane of chloroplasts 64. The transcript has 13 exons. NCBI's taxonomy places the organism in Eukaryota, Viridiplantae, Streptophyta, Magnoliopsida, Fabales, Fabaceae. Gene Ontology annotation, molecular function: protein binding. Bases 147 to 1919 code for a protein of 590 amino acids. The record is from RefSeq and is a predicted model, not a curated record.
AUGAGGGGAGAGCAUAGAGUUUAGGCAGAAGAAAGAAGCUGAGGCGGCGAGUGUUGGAGAAUCCUAUCCUCUUCUUGUUCUGUUGGUGUUGUUGUUUGUGUUUGUGAAGGUUCAACCGUUGUGGCUGAGUGUGGCAGAAUCAAUCAAUGGCGUCUCAAUCAGCGAACCUAUGGGUUUUGUUGGGGCUAAGUUUGGCUGGAAUUGUUCUCAUCACCAGAAAGUUGAAGCAGUCUGUUAAAGAAGAUUUUGGCGCUUUCAUUCGCAAGCUUCAGCUUCUUCCUCCUCCACAACCUGCUCCUCCCAAAGCUCCUCAUCCACUCACUGCUCUCACUUUCGCACUUUCUGACCUAUUUGACGUGGAAGGUCAUGUAUCCACGUUUGGGCAUCCCGAGUGGGCUCGGACUCACGAACCUGCUUCUUCCACUUCUCCUUCAGUUUCUGCUCUUGUUGAAGGAGGUGCAACUUGUGUGGGAACUACUGUUAUCGAAGACUUUGCUUUUGGUAUUAGUGGUGAAAAUAAGCAUUAUGGAACGCCGACCAAUCCUGCUGUGCCUGCUCGAGUACCCGGUGGCUCCUCCGGGGGCGCAGCUGUGGCUGUUGCUGGCAAUUUGGUUGAUUUUGCAUUGGGUAUUGAUACUAUUGGUGGGGUGAGAGUACCUGCUGGAUUUUGUGGCAUUCUUGGAUUUCGGCCUUCAUAUGGUGCUGUUUCUCAUAUGGGAAUCAUACCUAUUUCAACAAGUCUGGACGCUGUUGGUUGGUUUGCAAAGGAUCCUAAUAUAUUACGUCAAGUUGGCCAUAUACUUUUACAAGCACCAUUUGUAAUUCAACGCAGUCCUCGGCAAAUAAUUAUAGCAGAUGAUUGUUUUCAACAUAUAAAUGUUCCUCUGGACAGGAGUUCUCAAGUUGUGAUCAAAGCAGUUGAGAAGCUUUUUGGAAGGCAAGCUUUGAAGCAUAUAAAUCUUGAGGAUUAUAUAAGUUCUAAAGUUCCAAGCUUGAAGGAGUGCUCUGGUCAGAAAACAAAUGGUGAAUUGAAAGCUUCUUCGUUAAAAUUACUUGCUAACAUUAUGCAAUUCCUACAAAGACAUGAGUUCGGACUAGCCCAUGAUGAGUGGAUGAACAUAGUAAAACCUGAUCUUCAUGCUGCUCUCUCAACACAAUUGCAUGGAAAAUUUGCGGCAUCUGAUGUAGAAAUUGAAAACUCUAAAUCCGUUAGAAGUGAGAUGCGUGCUGCUGUAAAUUUGCUUUUGAAGGAUGAAGGAAUUUUGGUGAUCCCUACUGUAGCUGAUCCUCCUCCAAAAUUAGGUGGGAAGGAGAUCCUAUCAGAUGAUUAUCAGAAUCGUGCUUUUAGUCUGCUUAGCAUUGCAAGCAUAUCAGGUUGCUGUCAGGUCUCAAUACCAUUAGGAUUUUACGAUAAGUAUCCUGUUUCAGUGUCCUUGAUAGCUAGGCAUGGGGGUGAUCGAUUUUUACUUGAUACACUACAAACCAUGUAUACAACUCUCCAAGAGCAGGCUGAUAUUGCCGCAAAAAGUAAAUCAUUUAGAAAUGUUGUCAGUAAGGAACAAUCUGCUGAAAUGGCCAAAGAGAAGGGAAAUCAAGCCUACAAAGAUAAGCAGUGGCAGAAAGCCAUUGGAUUUUAUACCGAAGCUAUCAAACUCUGCAGUGAUAAUGCAACAUACUACAGUAAUAGGGCUCAAGCGUAUCUAGAACUUGGGAGUUAUCUCCAAGCUGAGGCAGAUUGUACAAAAGCAAUUAAUCUUGACAAAAAGAAUGUGAAAGCCUAUUUUCGUAGAGGUACGGCUAGAGAGAUGUUAGGCUACUACAAGGAUGCAAUUGAUGAUUUUAAAUAUGCCCUUGUACUUGAGCCAACCAACAAAAGGGCAGCUGCAGCUGCUGAGAGGUUGAGGAAGCUAUUCCAGUAGGUACGUAAUUGUGACACG